Molecule: messenger RNA, 1267 nt
Organism: Dioscorea cayenensis subsp. rotundata (Guinea yam)
Lineage: Eukaryota; Viridiplantae; Streptophyta; Magnoliopsida; Dioscoreales; Dioscoreaceae
Exons: 5
Coding region: 154-972 (272 amino acids)
Source: RefSeq, a predicted model, not a curated record
GAGCUCCGAAGCUGCGAAAGCGCUCAAAGGGAGCAGGUGCGAACUCCUCUCGAUCCUUCUCCUUUCUCGCCAUUGCUAUCCUUCCAAGCUUCACCGUUGUUCUUCUUCAAUUUUCCCUGUUUACAUCGAUGGUGCUAGGAGAACUGUAGCAAAAUGAGACAACAUGGAAAUUAUGUUGAUUCCGGUGUCAAUCCAGUGAUGGCUGCUCAAAUGCAUCACAUGGCAGCACAAAGAUCGCAGCAUAACCCUGGAGUGAACCAGUUUCCAGGACGGGAAGGGUCAUUAAGAGCAGAAGACGAACGUCAAUACAUACCUAAAGCAGAGGGACAAUGGCAAUGGGAUAGAGAAGCCUCAAAACCUUCAAACUCUCUGCCAUCUCACGUGUUGGAUGAAGGUCAAGGAAGUGAGCCACCUCGAUCUUUAUAUCAGGGUCACAGAUCAGAAUCAAAGCUUGUGUUAGAUAAACAAGCCAACAAGGAUUUGGAAAUUGGCUAUGACGAUAACAAUCUUCCUUUAACAUUUGAUGGCCUUGAGCAGAAAUUCCUUCAAGACUUUUUGAAACUGUCUAAGGAACAGCAGGAUGCUGAGGACACAGAAAAUGCAAGACAUAGAGAGAGGCUAAGUGAAAUCAACACACAGUAUCAGGAGAAAAUACUUACAAUGCGUGCUCGCCAAGCAACACAGAGAGAGGAAUUCCUACGCAAGGAAUCACAAGUCCGUUAUCAGCAAUAUCAACAGGCGUGUAUGAGCAACUACCCACACAAUGCUGGGUCUAAUGAGGCGCAUGGCUUAGGGUCGGCAAGUGGUCCUUCCAGUGUGAUAGGGGAUGCGCAUAGAGCCUAUCCUGCCAGUCAUUUUGACUCUUACGGAGAGCGACCUGAUUAUCCUGGUGGUUCUAGGGGUCGUGGAUACAAGUCGCGUGGUCCAUAUCCUGGUGGCCGAGCUUAUAAUUCCGGAGGGCGCUAUUUUUGAAGGAACAUUUUAUAGUGUUUCCACUCAGUCUCCGAACCUGGAUCUGUUGAACUUAUGCUGGCCGAACGGAUGCUCAUAGAUGGACUCCCCACAUUAAAGCAGCAUGCUUGGUAAAUUACAUACCAUUUCAUCUCGUCAGCAUUUAAUCUCAUUGUCAGAACGAGAGAAAGUUUUUUUAAAAAAAAGCAUGGCUACUGAAUGGUUAUAAAUAGUUUACUAGAUUGAGUUGAAGUCUGAGUUGGGAUUGUAAAUGUGAUUUUUGUGAAGAAACUUGGGUCUUCUUUCUUCUGUGUCC